UGUGGACCACUGUGGAUGACACCAACCCACACACCCAAGUUGAAGGUAUAUAAGGGGCAGGCCGGAGAGACCAACGCAGUCUUGGACUGCCUCAGAGCAACAGGACCAAGGAUGGCCCAAAAGUUUCUUCUCAACUGGGUGCUUCCGGCACUCUGCCUCCUCCUGUUAGCUGUCUACGCCCAAGGUCUACAGGUGUGCCCAAGUCUCUCCUGCCCGACUCCCGCCGGCUUUUUUGCCCACCCAACGAACUGCGACAGCUUCGUGAAGUGUUCGCAAGGAGUCGUUACCAUCAAGCAGUGUCCGGAAGGCCUUGACUUCAACCCGGAAAUGAGGCGCUGCGACUAUCCCCGACUCGCGCAGUGCAACAUCACAGCGCGGCUUAUGGAGUCUGGAUGUUCUCUCAAGACCAGCAUCAAGCUGGACCUGUUCGACUCUUCAGAGUCGUCAGAGUCCUCAGGGUCCUCAGGGUCCUCAGGGUCCUCGGGGUCGUCAGUGGAGUGUGACUGUGACUGUUGCCUCAAACCCCACGAAGUGUGCACCAAAUACUACGAAUGUCUCCAGGACGGCGAAGCUGUUGUGAGGGAGUGUUCAGAUGGGCUGGUAUUCAAUCCCGACAUUGAGAACUGCGACUUCCCGAGCAACUACCAGUGUCCUACGACCCCGCCCGUGUGUGAGUGUGACUGUCGCUACCCCGUGGAGGGAGAAUGCAACGCUUUCUACGAUUGCAAGGACGGAGAGCCAGAGAAGAAAUACUGCCCUGACGGUCUCUUCUUCAACCCUGAAACCAAUGUCUGCGGCCUGCACUGCCAUCAAACCACGCCGCGCCCUCCAACAACCACCACCACCACCACCACCACCACCACACCUGAACCAACCACCACUACCACAACCACUCCUGAACCAACCACCACCACUACCACCACAACCACUCCUGAACCAACCACCACCACCACCACCACCACCACGACCACUCCUGAACCAACCACCACCACUACCACCACAACCACUCCUGAACCAACCACCACCACCACCACAACCACUCCUGAACCAACCACCACCACCACAACCACUCCUGAACCAACCACCACCACCACUACCACGACCACUCCUGAACCAACCACCACCACCACCACGACCACUCCUGAACCAACCACUACCACCACCACCACCACCACUCCUGAACCAACCACCACCACAACUACUCCUGAGCCUACUACCACCACCACCACCACAACCACUCCUGAACCAACCACCACCACCACGACCACUCCUGAACCAACCACCACCACCACCACCACGACCACUCCUGAGCCUACUACCACCACCACCACCACAACCACUCCUGAACCAACCACCACCACUACGACCACUCCUGAGCCUACCACCACCACCACGACCACUCCUGAGCCUACUACCACCACCACCACGACCACUCCUGAACCUACCACCACCACAACAACAACAACCACACCUCCACCUCCUCCUCCUACAACACCCACCACUACCACUACUACAACCACACCACCUCCUCCUCCUCCUACCACCACAACCACUCCUAAAACAACAACCACUACUACAACACCUCCUCCUCCGCCUCCAACCACCACCAAGGCCCCAGUCACAACACCAGGUGGCUCUGAGUGUGACAUUACUUGCCCCACUCCGCAAGGACUUUUCCCACACCCUCAGAAUUGCAACAAAUGGGUACACUGUGACCAUAACAUCCCUUACGUGAAGGACUGCCCCGCUGACUUACACUUCAACCCAACACUGAAGGUAUGCGACUGGCAACAAUCAGCGGGUUGCACCUCUAGGCCGAACGACAACUGUGUGAUACCCACCCCCGUCCCGACCACGCCGGCCCCCAAUGCCACGGAACCUACCCCCAAUCCCCUCUGUGACUGCGCGUGUUGCCACAAACCUGCUGAAGACUGCACCGCCUACUACUACUGUGACGAGAAUCAUUCAUUGAGCUACCACAAAUGUUCAGAAGGACUCGUGUUUCACCCUGACCUCGACACGUGUGUUUUUGCUGGCAUGUACCCAGAAUGUGUCAUCACCGAGCCACCGGUCUGCCACUGCGACUGCUUCUAUCCCGCUGAAGUCUGCUCCUCUUAUUACUACUGUAAUGAAGGAGUCCCAGUCAAGCUAGACUGUCCCGAUGGUUUGUACUGGAACCAAGACAAGAAAUCGUGCGAUUUGCCUGAAUACGUCAAUGGCAACUGUGUUCCUCCAUCAACACAUGCACCUAUUACAACAACCACCACAACUAAAAAACCAGCGCCGAGCACAACUCCCGUUACUUCUCGCCCCACAACGUCCUCGCCGUUCACCUGUGUGGACUGUUCUACAGGCCAGCAGUUCUUCGAGCACCCUACUGACUGCAGGAAGUAUAUCCAGUGCACACCUUUUGGACCACAGGAGAUGCCUUGCCCAGAACACAAGGUCUGGGAUCAGAGUAUCCUCACCUGUAACUAUGAAACGACCACACCCUGUGUCACUGGAAACCACGUGGAUUCCAAUGGCAACUGCGUUCAUCCGACAACUAGAACUUCCACUACCACGACCACCACCACCACAACCACCACCAAGGCCCCAGUCACAACACCAGGUGGCUCUGAGUGUGACAUUACUUGCCCCACUCCGCAAGGACUUUUCCCACACCCUCAGAAUUGCAACAAAUGGGUACACUGUGACCAUAACAUCCCUUAUGUGAAGGAUUGUCCUGCUGGUCUACACUUCAAUCCACAACUGAAGGUGUGCGACUGGCCACAGUCAGCGGGUUGCACCUCUGGACCAGACCACACCUGUGAGAUUCCAACGCCCUUCCCAACCACACCAGCCCCCAAUGCCAAAGAGCCCACCUCCAGUCCUAUGUGUGACUGCGCGUGCUGCCACAAACCUGCAGACGACUGCACCGCCUACUACUACUGUGAUGAGGACCAGUCACUGAGCUACCGCAAGUGUUCGGAGGGACUCGUGUUCCAUCCUGACUUCGACACGUGUGUGUAUGCUGACAUGUACCCGCAAUGUAUCGUCACCGAGCCACCACCAGUCUGUCUCUGCGAUUGCUACUAUCCUUCUGCAGUCUGCUCCUCCUAUUAUCACUGGGCAGGCCGGACUGACCAACGCAGAGUCUUCGACUGCCUCAGAGCAACAGGACAAAGGAUGGCACAGAAGUUUAGCCUCAGCGGGGUGCUUCCGGCACUCUGCCUCCUCCUGCUGGCUGUCUACGCCCAAGGUCUACAGGUGUGCCCAAGUCUCUCCUGCCCGACUCCAGCCGGCUUUUUUGCCCACCCAACGAACUGCGACAGUUACGUGAAGUGUUCGCAUGGAGUCGUUACCAUCAAGCAGUGCCCGGAAGGCCUUGACUUCAACCCGGAAUUGAGGCGCUGCGACUAUCCCCGACUCGCGCAGUGCAACAUCACAGCGCGGCUGGUGGAGUCUGGGUGUUCCCUCAAAACCAGUGACCCAAAAACACGCCUCAAGCUCGACUUGUUCGACUCCUCGGAGUCCUCAGACUCCUCAGACUCCUCAGAGUCCUCAGAGUCCUCAGGGUCCUCGGAGUCGUCAGUGGAGUGUGACUGUGACUGUUGCCUCAAACCCCACGACGUGUGCACCAAAUACUACGAGUGUGUUCAGAGCGGCGAAGCUGUUGUGAGGGAGUGUUCAGAUGGGCUGGUAUUCAAUCCUCACAUUGAGAACUGCGACUUCCCGAGCAACUACCAGUGUCCUACGACCCCGCCCGUGUGUGAGUGUGACUGUCGCUACCCCGUGGAGGGUGAAUGCAACGCUUUCUACGAUUGCAAGGACGGAGAGCCAGAGAAGAAAUACUGCCCUGACGGUCUCUUCUUCAACCCUGAAACCAAUGUCUGCGGCCUGCACUGCCAUCAAACCACGCCGCGCCCUCCAACAACCACCACCACCACCACCACCACUCCUGAACCCACCACCACCACCACCACCACCACCACUCCUGAACCUACCACCACCACCACUACUACUACCACACCUGAGCCAACCACCACGACUACCACCACUACCACACCUGAGCCAACCACCACGACUACCACCACUACCACACCUGAACCAACCACUACGACUACCACCACUACCACACCUGAGCCAACCACCACGACUACCACCACUACCACACCUGAGCCAACCACCACGACUACCACCACUACCACACCUGAACCAACCACCACGACUACCACCACUACCACACCUGAGCCAACCACCACGACUACCACUACUACGACACCUGAGCCAACCACCACGACUACCACCACUACCACACCUGAGCCAACCACCACGACUACCACCACUACCACACCUGAACCAACCACCACGACUACCACCACUACCACACCUGAACCAACCACCACGACUACCACCACUACCACACCUGAACCAACCACCACGACUACUACCACCACACCUCCACCUCCUCCUCCUACCACUACUACUACCACCACAACCACACCUAAACCCAUCACUACCACUACGGUGUCACCAUUCCCAUGCGUGGAUUGCUCCGGAGGCCAGCAGUACUUCCCUCAUCCCACAGACUGCAGGAAGUUUAUCCAGUGCGCCCCUUACGGGCCACAGGAAAUGCCAUGUGCCGAGGGCACCAUUUGGAACCAGUGGCUCCUCACCUGUGACCACGAAGACAUUACACCUUGUGUCACCGGCAGCUACGUGGGUCCCGAUGGCAACUGUGUUCAUCCCGUCAUCACCACACCUAAAACCACCACUACCACCACCACCACCAUCACCACCAAGGCCCCAGUCACAACACCUGAUGGCUCUGUGUGUGACGUUGCUUGCCCCGCUGCGCAAGGACUCUUCCCACACCCUCAGAAGUGUGGUAAAUGGGUUCACUGUGACCAUAACAUCCCUUACGUGAAGGACUGCCCCGCUGGUCUACACUUCAACCCACGACUGAAGGUGUGCGACUGGCCACAGUCAGCGGGCUGCACCUCUGGACCAGACCACAUCUGUGAGAUUCCCACACCCGUCCCAACCACACCAGCCCCCAAUGCCACAGAGCCCACCGCCAGCCCUAUGUGUGACUGCGCGUGCUGCCACAAACCUGCAGACGACUGCACCGCCUACUACUACUGUGAUGAGGACCAGUCACUGAGCUACCACAAGUGUUCGGAGGGACUCGUGUUCCACCCUGACUUCGACACGUGUGUGUAUGCUGACAUGUACCCGCAAUGUAUCGUCACCGAGCCACCACCAGUCUGUCUAUGCGACUGCUACUAUCCCUCUGAAGUCUGCUCCUCCUAUUAUCACUGCGAUGAAGGAGUCCCAGUCAAGCUGGACUGUCCCGAGGGCUUGUACUGGAACCAAGACAAGAAGUCGUGCGAUCUGCCCCAGUUCGUGAACUGCACCAUGCCCAUCCGGCGUCGUCCCCACCACUAGCCAAAGAUUCUAACGAACCGAAUUCAGGAGCACCAGUAAGACCUACAUGACAUGAAAUGACUCCCUUCAUGCAGUAAUUUUCACAAUUGGUUUCAUUGCCAUCCAGUGCAGUUUCCGCAUACUGGACGUCGCCAGGAAAGCCUGAGGAUCCAGGACAUUCACUCUCCAUGCACCUCUUCUCUCUCCACCUAGCCGUCUGACGUUGUUAAGAAAAGUGAUCUUGUAGUUCUUCACUAUGAUGACAUUAUGACGAGUUUUCACUGAAUAUAAGGAGAAUAUGUAUGAACAGGAGUUUAUAAGGUUAUUUGUAUUUUUCAUUGUUCAGUUAUACUGAUAUAUCAUAAAGAAUUGUUUCUGAAUUGCAAGUUGUCAAUUCUUCUUCAUAAUUUUAUUAAAUAUUAUUAAAUAAAUUUCAGCAAU
Scylla paramamosain (green mud crab) is the source of this 5850-nucleotide messenger RNA. Its product is annotated as mucin-2-like. Lineage: Eukaryota; Metazoa; Arthropoda; Malacostraca; Decapoda; Portunidae. The transcript is spliced from 21 exons. Gene Ontology annotation, cellular component: extracellular region. The coding region runs from base 16 to 5430 and encodes 1804 amino acids. The record is from RefSeq and is a predicted model, not a curated record. Gene Ontology annotation, molecular function: chitin binding.